AUGGUGAAGGCACCUGAGUGCGGGGUGGCGGGCUGGCGGGGUGGGGGCGACUGGUUCCACGCACGCGGCACCCAAUUACUCAAGUCAACUUUAGGAAGUGGAAUGGAUUACACCAGCCGGAGCUGCCGGAGACAAGGCCGCGCGGUAAUUGCAAGGAGACUCGCCUGCGCCUACGCCGCGCCGGCUUCGCCGCUAGAGGGCGUGAUUGGUACGCUCGGCUCGGCUGGUAUGCUCGCGCCGUAUCUGCAUGGGUAUAUACAAUCAAACAUGUCUUUCUCGAACGGUAAGGACAUGGUCGAGGCUAAU
Iphiclides podalirius (scarce swallowtail) is the source of this 306-nucleotide messenger RNA. Lineage: Eukaryota; Metazoa; Arthropoda; Insecta; Lepidoptera; Papilionidae. The record is from the annotation of a GenBank genome assembly.